This is a messenger RNA of Culex quinquefasciatus (southern house mosquito), 3503 nucleotides long. RefSeq names its product protein bric-a-brac 1. Gene Ontology annotation, biological process: regulation of transcription by RNA polymerase II. The record is from RefSeq and is a predicted model, not a curated record. Gene Ontology annotation, molecular function: protein binding. Gene Ontology annotation, cellular component: nucleus. NCBI's taxonomy places the organism in Eukaryota, Metazoa, Arthropoda, Insecta, Diptera, Culicidae. The coding region runs from base 871 to 2775 and encodes 634 amino acids. The transcript has 6 exons.
ACCAAACUUGGCUCAUUUCGGAAACAGCCAUCGGCGAGAACGGACCGAGUUCGAGCCCCCGUCAGACUCGCGUGACGUUUUUUGUGUGUUGUGCUGCUUUUUUCGAAGAAUUUUAUAGAAAAAAAAUAUAAAUAAAAGAACGUAGUAGGCGAGAGUGAUUCACCGGAAUUUCUUCGCUGCUCAACUUGUUCACGAUAGUGAGCGAUCUUAGUAGGCUGUGUACGUGUGUGCGUGCGUGUUUAUCUAUUGAUAAGCGCGACAAGUGUCAGUUUGGAGCCCACGUGUGUGAAUCAUCACAGCCUACUCAGCCUCAGAAGAGAGGCUCACGUGCCGAAUUAAGAGGAGAUAAGUGUUUUUGCGCGCGCGUCCGUUCUCAAUUCUACAGAAAUUAGCAAACAAACACGUGUCGGUGUGUGCGUUCGCAAAACCUUGCUGAAUCACUAUUUUAAACAGUUACACACUCGAAAAAAAAGAAACAACAAACUUCCGGAAAUUGCUGGAAAGUGCAGCCUUUUCUCUCACUCAAAAGUCAAUCAAACAGAUCCAUCAAAAGUGAUACUACUCUGUGUUUGGAUGUGUGUGUAUUUGCUGAAUAAACACUGAUAACAAAGGAGGCAGCGGCGGCGAUUUGAACAAAAAACAAGAAAAAAAUUGGGACGCCCCUCGUUCAAGAGGGGAGCGAGCGUGCGGCAAACGAAAACAAACAAACGUCACUGGACGCUGAUAAGGAAGUGUGAGUGGCGACAACAACAACGCAGCAACCUGUUCGCAGACACUUUCGAUUCCCUUGAAAUUCGCUACCCGCUGACAAAGUAAAUACGCUGCGCAUGUGAUAAUUUGGUUCCCCACUUUCAACCCGAGACACAAACCAUGCUCCCGCAGCAGUACUGCCUCCGGUGGAAGUACCACCACAGCAACCUGCAGACCAUGUUCUCACAGCUGCUCGAUCGCGGGUGCUUCUGCGACGUGACGUUGGCCUGCGAGGGCCAAACGAUCCGGGCGCACCGGGUGGUGCUGUGCGCGUGCAGCACCUACUUCGAUCAGCUGCUGACGAACUGCGGCGCCACCGAGAAGGAUCCGAUCAUCAUCAUGCGGGACGCCAAGUUCGAGGACAUCAAGUGCUUGAUCGAGUUCAUGUACAAGGGGGAGAUCAACGUGGAACAUGGGUCGUUGGCUUCUUUGUUGAAGACGGCUGAGGAGUUGCGGAUUAAGGGGUUGGCGGAGGUUUCCUGGCGGGACGAUGACAACGGGAGUACGGCGGGCAGUGAUGCCAGCGGGAACAAUAACAACAACAACGGGAGUUUGUUGGUGAAGAACCCUGCCAGUGCUAACAAUAAUAAUAACAACAGUAUUAAGAUCGUUGAGACGAAGAAGUUGAUGGCUCCGCAUCACGCGUCUUCGCUGGCGGCCAGGUCGUCCUCGUUGACGCCGCUGACGGUGAGCAGUUUGGAGAAUCGGAUCUCCGACUCGCCGAACUUGCCCCUGUUGACGCCGUUGACGGCCGGCUCGCCCAGGAAUCCCGCCAACUGUGCCUCCCCGAUGAACUACUUUGGUAGCAGCAACAAGAAGAAACGUGGUCGACCUCCACUGGACGAAGAGUACGACACGUUCCAGCAGCUGCCCAAGAUCUCGCACGUGGAGGGAGGUGCCGGAAGUUCUACGCCGUUCACGUCCAGCUCGCAGCUGGUGGCGGUCAUGAUGGACGACAGCUCGAACGAUCAGGUGCGGGAAGAUCAGCAGCAGCAGCAGGCCUCUUCGCAGCUCCAUCACCAUCCCCUGCAUCCGCUGAGCGCAGCCACGGCUUCGUACUUGGAACAGCAGAGCCGGACGGUGCCACCGGAAGCGAUGCACGAGAUGGAGUUUGACGAAGACACGCACAUCCCUCGGAAGAUGAUUCCCAAGAUGGAGCGACCCGACACCCCGCAAGACUACCUGUCCGCGGUCGGGGUCGGUUCCGGUCCCAAGUUCGAGUACGACGACCAGUCCCCGCCCAGCCCCAAUGACCACAACAACUCCGUGUUCCUGACGCCCCAGGAGCAGGAAGAGUGGAAGGACGUGAUCAAGAUGAACGACUACCUGACCAAGGGCCGCCGGCCCCAGUUCUGGGAGGAACCCUUCACCAAGCGGGUCAUGGACGGCAUCAAGAACAAAACCCUCGAGAUGAAGAAGGCCGCCAAGCUGCUCGGAGUGUCGUACGGAACCCUGUACGGACGGUACCGCGAAACGUACGGCUGCCUGAAGCACCCCUACCGAGGCCCCUUCAUGGCCGCGUCCCGGAUGAACAACAUGUGGCCGGCGUCGGCGAGUGCCGCUGCCGCCUCCGCAAACGACCCCGGCGUCGCCACCACCACCGACAUCCUCGGAAUGCUUCAGCGCGGCAUCAUCAGCUUGCCGCGGGCGGCCGAACUCAUGCACACGACCCCGUCCACCAUCAGCAGCUACCUGGAGCAACUACAGGAAGCGGCCGCAGCCCAACCCGACCACGAACAUCUGGCGGCGCUUUCGGCGGUAGCGAGCAUGGCUGCGGAAGACGAACGUCAGCACCAACAACAAUCGCAAAUGCCACCCCAGAUGUCGGCCCAGCUCGAGCAGCAGCUCCGAAUCAAGCCGGAAAUCAGCAUAUCGGCGCUGAAGAAGAGUUCGCCACCCUCGAGCUCGGCUGCGUACGCGUCGGCUGCGCCGACCAGCAGCAGUACCAGCCUGAGUAACGCGCUGAGCGCCAUCGCAUCAACGUCGGCUGCGGCGCAGCCGCAGCAGCUUUCGACGAAUACUUAAGCCCGCUACUCGCCGCCAGGUGGAAGCACUUGCGUUUGCUACGGAGGGAACGCCUUUUUAAAGUAACGGCCAUAACGCUUUCGCUCUGUUUUUUUUUGUGUAGCAAACGGAACCGCAAACUCAAUGUGAUUUUUGUGCAUAUUUUUUGCUCUAGCUUAAUUGGUUCUACCUUUUUGUUGCGAUUUUUUAAUGAAAUGCAAAUUGGAGAACGGAAAUUCGUGUUUCAUUCAAAAUGAAACGAUGGCGCAACGCUCCCAACGAUGGUUUAUUUUUAUAUUUUAUGAGUAGCGAAAAUUUUUAACUUAAGGUUUCUCACGAAAACAUUUGUUUAAAGAUUGCUUGACAAAUAUCAGAAUUUCAUUUUUCAGAAAAUUUUUAUUUUUAUAACUUUUUUUCAAAUGGAGCAUUUCCAUUCGAGCAGUUUUUGCUUUUUUCUACAAUGUAUUUCUUAUGGAGCGAACUGUCAAAAACUGCUCGACUGCAGGUGCUUCAUUAAUUUCAUAAUUCGAGCAGUUUUGACAGUGAAGCCCCUCCAUUCAAGCAGUUUUUUGAUAUUUUUCUGCAAUGUAAUGAAAGCUACAAUUCCUUAUGGGAGAACUGUCAUUUCUACUACUCGAAUCCGUAACUCAUUUGUCAAAACUGCUCGAAUUUUGCAAAGUUUGUAAAAUGUGUUUGAUUUUAUUAGCUUUUUUUAUUAGAUUUUAUUAGCGAUGAAACAUUUUAGUUAA